This is a messenger RNA of Mytilus californianus (California mussel), 4264 nucleotides long. RefSeq lists its product as uncharacterized. NCBI's taxonomy places the organism in Eukaryota, Metazoa, Mollusca, Bivalvia, Mytilida, Mytilidae. The coding region runs from base 2066 to 3052 and encodes 328 amino acids. The record is from RefSeq and is a predicted model, not a curated record. The transcript has 6 exons.
GUCACCUGGCAAUUAUGUCAUGCAUAUUCAGAACAGAAACUUGACAAUUUUUUACAAAAGGGAAGUUCUGUAAGGUGGAAGGACAGGGUUGAAGGGAGGAAAAUUUGGACUGCCAAUACAAAACCUUGGUAUGUUGGAUGUCAACAGUAUAGUUCUGUGGCAGACUCUCUUUCCAUGAAGGUCUGGAUGGGGGUUGUAGAAUAGAGAAUAAUGGGUUAAAUGUCCAGAAUAAAUGACAUAAAAAAAGAGAAAAAAAAUAGAAUUGACAAUGAUAGGGUGCUGAAAUAAAGAGAAUAAUGGCCAACAUAAAUAAAGAAAAGGGGAUAUUGACAUAAAAAAAUUAAAAGAAUAAAGAAAUGAAGGACCCCAUCAAGACCCUCUUCCAUGAAAAACAAACUUGAUCCUAUUAUGAGUUCUGAUGGUUUACCUUGCGUUGAUGGCCUCACUGUAACUAUGAGAUAAUGAAUUGCAUUCAAAGUGUUUUCACUUCCUUUUUUGUUUGUCGAAUGCAUGUAGAGAUUUUCUGCCAUAUCUAUAAAAAUAUCUUAAUUCUCGCUAUAAUUACUAGUAUCAUACACCACUUACCAUACAACAAGUACACGCAUUUCCGUCGGUAAACCACUCCCCUUGUUAUACAGUAUUUUUCUGUAACAGUUUUCUACAGCCGAAAGAUUUGGAAGGUGCGCAUAAUUACAAUUCUUGUUUCUUAUUGUUUCAUCUGUUAUUCGAGCGGUGUUUACAAAACAUUGUUCGACUUGACAAUCACGAAAUUAACCAUGUGAUACUGAUUCCGCAUGCUUGAAACCAAUGUUUCGAUAAAGCCUAAUAAGAAAAACAUAUAGCACAGAAACUAAAAGAGACGAAACAGAUCAUCCCAAUCCAUAUAAGGUCAAAACUGGCAACAGAUAGGAAUCUUCUACAUUGAAAUUAGUAUCAAAUAAUUAUUUACUAGUACAUGUACUACUUUCGGAAUAACUAUCGUGAUUUUGGGUCUUCAAGACACUUCAACAUCGUCAUUAAUUUGAUCUUUUAACACUUUUUAUUCGAGCAUCACUAAUGAGUCUUUUGUAGACGAAACGCGCGUCUGGCUUGAUCUGUGAUGAGCUGUUUUAAAAGCUUGUACUGCUGCUGGAGGACAGUCAUUCUAGGAGAAAUCUACCCAGUCAGCAGCCUAUGCUGUUGUGUGUUAAGUCAUUUGAGUAGGCUUUUGAUAAUCUUAGACAGUUUUGAAUUCUACGCAUCUGCAAUAUUUCCAAUAUUUCUGAUUUCAAUGCGUUCAAAUUGUUACCUUUUGGUAGUAAAUGACAUAUUGUCAGAAGCCUCUGUUUCGAUCUUGAUAUGGCCUAAAAAGUUAAAAGCUAUACUUCAGAUUUUUCCAAUCGGGUCAAUGAGGUAUUGUACAAAUAUUUUCUACAUUCAAUCAAGAUUUGGUCAGGACAUUCCAGUAAGUGUGACUUAGUAAAUAAAAGAUAAGCUUCUUAGAACUUUGACAAAAAACUCAACAGUUGUGCAUGGCCAUGAGCGAACUGCCCGAACGUUUAAAAUGUCGAAAACCUGAGUGAGAACAGAGCAAAACUAAUUGUUUAUUGCAAGGGGUACAUAUGAUGACUUGUUUAUUAAGAUAUGGUCAUGUCAUUUUUGGCAUAAAAUUAUUCGUACGUUACACUCGAAUACGAAUACGAAUACGAAAGUUUUAUUUUGAUUCGGUUCACAUAUAACAAUACAAACAUAAGCUCUUAAGAGCUUUUUACCGAAUAUAAGGUAACACAAACACAACAUUAAAACACACAACAUGCAGACAGGAUAUAUAACAGCACAGUCAUAUCGAAAUACAUGCAAAGCACUUUUAAAAUACAUAUCUAACAUUAAUCUUGAUAAGCAUAGUUAUCAUAAAUGAAAAAAAAACAUUUAACAUUGGAAAGCAGACAAUCCUUUCUCAAAUAAUUUACUGUUAUUAACAAAUAAUAUGCAAACAAACAACUACGUGUACUUUUAAUUGACACACCGGAUACAAAUAAUUGUUAUGUAUAUGGAUGUAAACGAUUGAUCACUACACGUGCUAAUUAUGGGGUCGGGCCUAAUUAAAGGAAUUGUAGCAGUUGUAGCUAUUUUUCUUGGAUUAAUCAGUAUUCUUAUAGUGGCAUCGUAUAGUUACUUGGACUAUUACGAGUAUGGCUUGAAACGGCAGAAAUCUACAGGGAGUGUUGAUAAAUCAGAAGUGUACGAUGGAGGUAGACAUUUUAUUGGCCCAGAUUUUGAAUUUAAAGUAUUUCCAGCAGAUCUCCAUAAAGUUGAUUUAGACAACGCAAAAGUAUUUUCUUCUGACAAAUUGGAAGUUCAGGUAACAGCUCAUUUUCAAUACGCUAUAAGGAAGAAUGAAUUGAUCAGUCUUCAUGAUGCAUACGAUUUAGGCUAUAAAGAAGUCAUGAAGUCCAGUGCGUUAGAUGCUGUAAAGGGUGCAAUAACGGUAUACAAUGUCAGAGAAUUGAUUAACAACAGGUCAGAGAUUGAACAAACAGUUUGGAAAUCUGUCCGGGAGAGAUUAGGUGGAACCUGCUGUAACAGUUAUUGUGGUAAAACUAACCCCUUAUGUACAAAUUGUUUGACAGUUUGUUCACCGUCUCAUAGAGGACUGAAUGUUGAAGUUAAGUUUUUCCAGUUGGGGAGGAUACAGAUUCCAUCAGAAGUUGAGAAACAGUUUAUACGGGGAUCUACAUUAAAGGAACAAAAUGAGGAAGAGAAGUUAAAGCAGAAAGCUGUUAUCGUCAGGAAGGAAACGAACCAAAAGGUUGCGGAAAUAGAAAAUGAAGCCAAAGAAAUUAGUCAGAAUGCUACAGCACAGGCAGCCUUGAUACAAUCGAUUGCUCAGGCUAAUUAUACGGCUUUACUAGAGACGGCUAGGUCAGAGGGAUUGAAACAAGUUUUCUCAAGUUUACAAAUUACUCAACAAGAUAAGAAAAACAGUUUUGAUUACCUGAGGACGAUUCGUGGAUUGGAAAAACUUCAUCUCACUGUUGAUUACCAACAGAGAAUCGCUGGAAACAUAGGCUAAUCAAACGAACACCUGAGCACAGCAUUGUUGGAAACGAUUAAAUAAUUGAUGAAUCAAAAAGGGUUUUGAUUAGAAAAUGAAUAAAAAUAAAGUUUUUAUAAAAGAAAGCCUGUCACAAACGGCUAGAAAUGUAAAUGUUUACUUGCUUUGUGUUUGCUAAUUGGUUUAUUUGUUUUUGCUUUUGAAUACUUUUUUUUUCACCUGAGCUUUGAUUGAUCUUUAAAAGUUAACGUCUUCUUAUAAAAAUAUUUUUUAAUAGCACAAUUACAAAAAAAAAUAUUUUAAGGAAAUGUAUACCUCUUUAACUGAAUACGAAAUCUUUAUCAUUUAUUAUAAGGUUGAAGGUUGGAACUAUUUGUUCGCAUAUUUUGAUUUUUAGUGUUUAUACUCCUUUUUUCUUUGUGUAAAAAAAAACGUUUUUUGAGGGGACAAUUUUGUGAAUAUUGCAUAGUUUAAUUAUGAUAUGAUAUUGUUUGAAAAACUGUCAAGGACGUUAUGUUUAAAAAAUGAAGGGUGUGCAAUAUCCUCUGAUAACUGAGAUAUUCAAACUCAUGAAAAUUCUUUUAAUAUCUCAUUCAUUCCAUCUUAAUCCGAUUCAUUGUCUGACCCUUAAUUCACUAGAUUAAUUUGGCCCUAGGGGAAUAUGCACCACGUUUUAGAGCCUUUUGUCACAAAAAUAUGUGCUAGUCGUUGAUCUCAUUUCGUAAAUAUUUUAUUCAUUCUAUUCAAGAAGGUUUUUUUUGUAUAAAUUAAAAAAAUAGUAAUAUGGUUUUGUCCUUUCGCAAUAUUUUUCUCGCCGCUAAAACGUACAUCUUUAUUUCUACGACAAAUACUGUAUUUUGGUAUGCAUUUUAUCUAUAUCACAUCCUUGAUUUUUUUUCCUGCUUUUGCAAUUUGCCCUGUUAUUAACUUCAGGAUCAUGCUAAUCAAUGCUGAGCCGAUUUGUGCAGUUAUGAAGAUAACAAACGCUUCUUUAUAUUAAAGAUCUGAAAUACACUAGAAUCUUUACAUUUGAAUAAUUCACUGCAUAACACAUGUUAAAACUGUAAUGCUGGCCUCUAGAUGUCUUUACGCUAUUUUUGUAAUUGAGUUGCUUUCCAGUUGACGUUUAAUUCACAAUUUUUUAAAAUUCAUAUGCACUUUAGCGUUAUAUCUGUUUGAUAUUACAGAGUAUGAAACUUAGUUACGAUAAAAAUGUUCUUUUCCCUUUUA